Molecule: messenger RNA, 1527 nt
Organism: Macrosteles quadrilineatus (aster leafhopper)
Lineage: Eukaryota; Metazoa; Arthropoda; Insecta; Hemiptera; Cicadellidae
Exons: 3
Coding region: 1-1527 (508 amino acids)
Biological process (GO): DNA integration
Molecular function (GO): nucleic acid binding
Source: RefSeq, a predicted model, not a curated record
AUGCCAAACGCCAAAGCCACAGAACCCAAGUCCGUUUUAUCUUCAGACAACAAUCUUAUCGCUAUUCAUGUCAUUGUCCUUAUCGCUUGUCGUUCGCCUCAGACAGCCAAGACAAGUGCCAUAUUCUCUAAAAGGAGUGAAAUUGAAAAGGAACUCAAGAGACUAGAAGAAUGUGGAAUAAUAACCAAAGUAGAUCACUCAGACUGGGGUACCCCCAACGUACCUGUUGUCAAGCCAAAUGGUCAAGUGCGCAUUUGUGCUGAUUACAAGGUCACAGUGAACAAAUUAAUCAAGGAUGAAAACUAUCCUAUUCCUAGAAUUGAGGACAUUUACACCCAAAUGAAUGGAGAUCUUCCCUUAAAUCUUGCAACAGACGCGUCACCGGUGGGCCUUGGGGCCAUUCUCUCUCACAGAUACAGUGAUGGAACUGAACGGCCUAUUAGUUUUGCUUCACGUACUCUGACUAAAUGUGAACAAAAAUACAGUCAGAUUGACAAAGGAGCAACAGGUAUAUACUGGGGCCUCAACAAGUUUUUCCCCUAUUGUUACGGACGUAAGUUCAUUCUAGUGACUGAUCACAAACCGUUAGUAUCAAUAUUUCAUCCAAACAAGACUUUGCCAUCAAUCUCAGCAACGAGGCUGUUCAAUUACGCAUACUUCUUAUCUGGAUUCAACUAUCAAAUCGAAUACAGGAAAACUACAGACCAUGCGAAUGUUGAUUUUUCAUCACGAUUCCCAACUGAACACACUUCAAUCAAUCAUGUGGAUGACUGUAGUCUAUUUCAAAUCAGCCAGCUGGACUCGUUUCUAGUAGACAGUCAAAUCAUAUCUAGGAAAACUGCUGAAGAUAAGUUCCUACAAUCAGUGCUACGUACCCUUCAGACAGGGGAGUCUUUUGAACAUCUGGGUUUUCAUGACAAUGAAUUGACGCUGCAAGAUGGAUGUAUAUUCAAGGGUAAUAGGGUAAUAAUACCAGAAGUUCUUCACCAUGCUGUGCUUCAAGAACUACACGUUGGACAUCUAGGUAUGGAUAAAAUGAAAGCUCUUGCUAGAAGCUAUUGCACAUGGAGAAACAUCGACAAGGACAUUAAACAACUGGUACGCACCUGUAAACAAUGCCGCUUAAAACAAAACCAACCUGCUAAAGAACCCAAUCAUCCAUGGCUGACUCCUCAAGGACCUUGGGAAAGAGUACACAUAGACUUUGCUGGCCCAAUGCAAGGACAAUGGUAUUUCAUUAUUGUAGACGCAUUCACCAAAUGGAUUGAAGUGAUCCCAACUAAAAACACGUCUACAGAAUGGUGUAUCAGGGAACUUCGGAAAACUUUUGCUACAUUCGGUAUACCUUUAGUUCUAGUACCAGACAAUGGGAGUCGAUUUACUUCUAGCACAUUCCGUCAGUUCUUGUCCGCUAAUGGUGUGUACAAAACUACUGCACCGUACCAUCCUUCCUCGAACGGGCAAGCCGAGCGAUAUGUUCAAACAAUAAAGAAAUCAUUAAAGGCAAUGGAAGAAGAAGGAGGUUAA